AUGAGACAAUCCCCAUGGCGAGUCGUACGCGUCCUUUUGGUCCGAAAUCCAUGGCGUCCUGUGCAACCUGACACUGGUCUUGAUGACAUGCGACGCCGUAGAUGUGAUCCAUGCCUUGCCAGGGCCCUGCCAAGCGUUCACUACGGGCAGACUUAUGUGGAUCAGGGAGCCACUAGCGACUGGAUCAGCCAGACGGUGAUGCUUCUGGCAUGGCCUACUCUUAGCUGGAACCGGAAAAUCCGUGGAACCGGAAACGUCAAACUCCCUCUCAGCUUGGGAGAUCCUGCUGGAGAAUAA
Molecule: messenger RNA, 297 nt
Organism: Strongylus vulgaris
Lineage: Eukaryota; Metazoa; Nematoda; Chromadorea; Rhabditida; Strongylidae
Source: the annotation of a GenBank genome assembly